AUGUCUUCCACAACUCUCAGCACCGCCAGCGCCGUCCCCACGGCCUGCACAAACCUCUAUGACACCCCCAACCAGGACAACACCUGCGCCAUGCCCUUCAAGAACAACCACACCGAGAUCAUGGAGAAGUGCUGCGGUGACGCCAAGAUCGUGAGCUACUACAACGCCUGCGGCCUCUACUGCGUCGCCCUCGACCAGACCAUCGGCGACCUCGCAAAGUGCCUCUUCGCCAACGGCGCCCCCGACGCGGACGUCUUCUGCAGCGGCAGCAAGAAGACCACCAAGACCAAGGACGCCGACGUCCCCGCCACCGCCCAGGCCAGCGUCAUCUCUAGCGACGAUGAUGACAAGGACGAUGAUGACAAGAGCUCUACUGGCACUGCUUCUGGUACCUCUACCAGCACCGGCACGAGCUCUUCUAGCUCUGAGACUUCCACCGAGAGUGGAAACGCCGCUGCUGGCUUCGCUCCCAAGUCUAGCAUCAACACUCUCGGCCUUGCCAUUGGUGCUCUGCUCUUCUCAUCCAUGGCUGCUGGUGCUUUCCAGCUGUAA
Fusarium subglutinans is the source of this 552-nucleotide messenger RNA. RefSeq lists its product as uncharacterized. The transcript has a single exon. Lineage: Eukaryota; Fungi; Ascomycota; Sordariomycetes; Hypocreales; Nectriaceae. The record is from RefSeq and is a predicted model, not a curated record. The coding region runs from base 1 to 552 and encodes 183 amino acids.